GUUAAUUCCCAUCAACAACAAACUACACAGCAGAUGUUAUGCAUUUAGUUGUUAUCCGGGUGUGAGAGGAAUCUUUCUCUUCUGCAUUCACUGACUAUGCACAUCUGUCACCUCCAAGGGCAAUAUCCAGAGAUGACCAAGGUCUGACUCAGUCGCAGAGACCGCUCCCUAAAUAUCUGUCCACCCCUAACAGCUCUUUCCUUUAUACACUGCUUGUCCAGGCUAACUGGGAAAAAGAUAUAAGUGAAGUUACAAGAAUCAGGACAAACCUUGGGACCAACUUAAACUAAACAACCUAUUGUAAGAGAUACACAAUGGCUGCUACUACAGGUGUACUUGUGGCUGUUCUAGGAUACGUCACUAUCAUGAUGGAAUUCACAGAAGGUGCAUCUGUACGUAUGGCCUGCCCCCCGGGCUGGUUCUUCUACAGGUCACAUUGCUAUGCUGUAAGUAAGAACCCUGUGCCCUGGGCUGAUGCUGAGUAUGAAUGCAACAGUUAUGGGCAUGGCGCACAUUUGGCAUCUAUAAUGGAUGAUGCUGAAGCUGCCAUUAUUGGAAGUCAUGUGUCUGCAAGCCAGGAUAAAGAAGGGGUAUGGAUAGGCUUACAUGACCCAGAAAAGAAUGGUCGCUGGAAGUGGACAGAUGGGUCCAUGUAUAAUUUUCAAGCUUGGAAAUCGGGUUUGCCAGAUAAUGCCAAGGGGAAAGAGUUCUGUGUUGUUCUUCUAGGUGGCUCCAAGUAUAAGAAGUGGAAUGAUGUUGGGUGUGGAGGACGUCGAAACUAUGUUUGUAAAUUCAAGCCAUGAAGUUGCUCUAUAACUGGAAUUUAAACAAAUAAUUCUGUUAUCUUUAAAUUAAAAUCACAUUUGCUA
Xenopus tropicalis (tropical clawed frog) is the source of this 869-nucleotide messenger RNA. RefSeq names its product regenerating family member 1 beta (gene reg1b). The coding region runs from base 315 to 803 and encodes 162 amino acids. Gene Ontology annotation, cellular component: extracellular region. The transcript has 5 exons. Gene Ontology annotation, molecular function: carbohydrate binding. Lineage: Eukaryota; Metazoa; Chordata; Amphibia; Anura; Pipidae. The record is from RefSeq and is a predicted model, not a curated record.